AUGGCAGUCGAUCUGGAAUACAUGAACAGCGACCUAGCUGUUCUUGCUGCUGCUUACCACGGCGACUGCGAGGAGGACGCCGCCAAGAAGCCAUCCGGAGUAGUGGGUAAGUUAUUGAUUUUACGCAGGCCCCCAAUCCCAAAGGAUUCCCCAUCCCUGAACCCCCCCCCGCUCACGGCUACCCCGACGGCGGCGGCGACCAGCCAAGCUUCGUCCUCAUCGAGCCAUACGCCUACUUCGCCGACCGCCUCAACGCCACCACCGCCAACUGCAGCCUGGAGGGUCUCCGUCUCCGGGGGCAAAUCAAGGUCACCUUCUGCACCGCCCAGCCGCCGCAAGUCUCCUACCUCUGCGUGCAUGCCACCGACUACGACCACACCGUGUUCGCCUGCCCGCCUAGUCGCCACGGAGACUGACGGCGGCCUCGUCCUUCUAUCCGUCGUAGUUCGUGGCCGCUCAUCCUAUGAUUGGCUUCGCGACAAACCACACUACUUCGUCUACAACGCCAGCGUCCCCGAGCUCAAGCACAUCAAGCAACCCGGCGACGAGCACCCGGUGAACGAGCAUUCAUUUGCCAUUGUGCGCAAACCUGAACCUGACUGCACCUACCUGCUCGCCGCACAAGCUGAUCAGUUUGUGUACGGCAAUCCUUGUCACCUCUGCCUGUAUCAUCCUGGCACCGACUCCUGGAGCAAACUGCUGGUGAACGUCGAUUCAGUCCCCUACGUGCUCACCACAUACAAGGCAAUCGCCAUCGGAGGGGAUUCAGGCCUGGUGGCCUGGGUCGACCUCUCGCAUAUGAUCACCUCCUGCAACGUGCUGGACGAAAGCCCUAAGCUCCGGUUCUUAAGACUACCGACCGAGCCGCAGUAUGGAAGCGGCACGCCGGCUGUUCGGGACGUUUCAUUCCUUAAUGGCCACAUCAGGUUUGUUGAGCUGCAGCACCGCGACUAUGGUUGGAAGGCCACAAUAUGGAGCAUCAAGACCGGUGUCUUCUCCAAAAAGGCUUGGCGCAUCCAUCGCGAGCUUGAUUCCUCGGAUAUACCCGAGUCAUCACUGCCUAAGCUGAAGGUCCUCCGUGAAGGUGUCACAGCUCAGCCAACCUUGUCGACUCUCGACAUUGGCCUGCCCAAGCGCAGCCUGCAAGAUGAUUGCAUCCUUUACCUCCUAGCCAAGAUUGACUACCGCGACAGGGAUCACACAGCAUGGGUUCUUGCUGUUGACAUGAAGAACAAGGCUGUCCAGAGAGUGGCCGAGUUUAGCCCCAAGAGGUCUAUUGCCUUAUCCACUGGCUACGAUUCAAGUCGGGUCUCCAAACAUUUCAAAGUUGGUCCAGGCAAAGGCGUGCAAGAAGCUGAGCAGUGA
Messenger RNA from Triticum turgidum subsp. durum (durum wheat), 1365 nucleotides. The record is from the annotation of a GenBank genome assembly. NCBI's taxonomy places the organism in Eukaryota, Viridiplantae, Streptophyta, Magnoliopsida, Poales, Poaceae.